This is a messenger RNA of Eurytemora carolleeae, 1880 nucleotides long. RefSeq names its product RING finger and CHY zinc finger domain-containing protein 1. Gene Ontology annotation, biological process: ubiquitin-dependent protein catabolic process; protein ubiquitination. The record is from RefSeq and is a predicted model, not a curated record. Gene Ontology annotation, cellular component: nucleus. NCBI's taxonomy places the organism in Eukaryota, Metazoa, Arthropoda, Copepoda, Calanoida, Temoridae. Gene Ontology annotation, molecular function: zinc ion binding; ubiquitin protein ligase activity.
UAUCAAUCCUUCACAUAUGACGAGAUAGGCCUAGCUAGCGCUUUAAACCGUUAUUGAUAAAAUGAAAAUUCUAGUGGAUUAGUGUUUAAAUUAGUAAAAAUGGAACCUAGAAAGAGUGAAUCUAGUCCAAUACUCGACAAUGAGAUUAGUGAGGACAGUAUAUUUGUUAAAAAGUACCAUUGCGCCCACUACAGACGAAAAUGCAAAUUUGUGACUCCUUGCUGUAACAGAGUGUAUCGGUGUAGAUUCUGUCAUGACGAAGACCAGCAAAAUCAUACUCUUAAAAGGGAGGAUGUAACGGUAGUGGAGUGUUCUAAGUGCGGGGAAAGGCAGGCUGUUCGGGAAACCUGUGUCAAGUGCGAGACAAAGUUCGGACAGUAUUUCUGCUACGAGUGUAAACUGUACGAUGACGAGGAGAAAGAUCAGUUUCACUGUGAAGGUUGCGGAAUAUGUCGGGUUGGAGGAAGAAAAAACUACUUCCAUUGUCACAGGUGUGAUAUGUGUCUACCGAACCAUCUGCAAGGAAAACAUAAAUGUGUGGAGAAGGUAUCCCGGAGUAAUUGUCCAGUAUGCCAGGAAGAUAUUCACACGUCCCGGAUACCCUCUCAGAUCCCUCCUUGCAACCAUCUCAUUCACAAGAACUGUUUUGAUGAGAUGCUUUCCAACGGUCACUACGCCUGUCCGACCUGCGGGGCAUCAAUGAUACCAAUGUCAGAUAUCUGGAAAAUGUACGACAAGGAGAUAGAAGAAACUCCGUUACCGGCGAAAAUGAGAAACCUGUUCGUUAAAAUUUCCUGCAAGGACUGCACCAAAUCAUGUCAGACACCAUUCCACAUUCUAGGAAACAAGUGUAGGGACUGUGGUUCCUACAAUACUGUACAAGAGAAGGGAGGAUACCUACGACGUUCUCCAGAUGGAACAAUGGUUAAAGCUUCACUAAUUCCUGGGGAACCCGGAGAACCAGGCCAAGAGUCCGACCAGGAGAUGGAUCAGGAGGACGAAGAUCAUGAAGAUACACGUCUAGAUCAUGAAGAUCUAACUGAGAUGAGGAUAGAGGAAGGAAUUGAUGCUGUAGCGCAGCUGGGUACUCUUACACCUCCAGAUACUCCAGUAAGAGAUGAUGGUAUGGCAGAUAGAACUUCUCUCUCUUUAGGUAGUAUAGAUGUUAAUUCGGAAAUUCCUUCUCCAUUCGUCCCGCUCACUCCGGAGUAUUCUAACAACACAGGUCUGCUCCGCGAACCAGUUCUGUUUAGAAGACGAAUAUCAUUCUCCGAGGAUUCUGGAGAAUCUCAAGGUUCGGAUUUCUCCGGAUCCUCCAUUAGAACUGAUGGAGGACAGAACCUAGAUCUAUCUCCUGAAAUUUGAUCUGCACUUUAAGAAAAAUCAAGAAAAAGUAAAGUCAUCUUGAACCAGUGUUUAGUUUUUCAAUUAGCGUGAAAAUUUUUGUACAAAAAAAGAUUGUGUAUAAUGUAUAUUGUAUAUUCAUACAAAGUAUAGUUAGAAAAUCUUAAAGAAAGUAUCUAAACCAGAUCUUAAUUCACCGAAUUCUGUCAAGAUUUAAUUUUUCCUUUAAAUUAGUUUUGUUAAACUUACGUUAUAUGUUAAUAAUCUUUCCCAGUGAUGUUAAAUCUGACCGAUCUGUAUUUUUUGUUUGUUUUGUUUAAAGUCUAGUUUAUUACUUGUUGUUAUUUGACAAUUGUCAUGUUUUCCCGCGUUUAUUGGCGGACCCACUUCUAGUUUAAAUAUUAACCUACUGCACACAGAAUAUAAAGAUUUCUGAUCUAUUCUGUCUUGUUCUCAUAUUUACAAGGAACCCUAAUGUAUUGUGCUGGUUUGAUAAAAUAAAGCACGAUUCUAACAUGUUUCUCCUUAUUUUUCAG